CUUUUCUCCGCCUGUGCGGUUCAAGCUGUGAUCGUGCCUGCGGUGGGCCCGGCGGGCCAUCCCCCCUCCUCCUCCGCCGAGGGAGUGAAACUGCAGGGCAAGAACCACACCAUCAAUGGUGUCGUGACCUACGUCUCAAAACCGGCCAAGGGAAAAUACGAUCCCAAGCUCGCGUUGCUGCUGCUCACUGAUGUCUACGGACUGGGGUCCAUCGACAAUCCCCUGCUGAUCGAUCAAUGGGCUAACGCUGGCUUCCAAGUCUUUGCGCCAGACUUCCUCAACGGCGAUCCCAUGCCUCUGGUCGGCGGCAACAUCGAUACCUGGCUCCUCAACCAUGGAGAGGCGCAGACGACGCCACCCAUCUUGGCUGUCAUGGACGCGUUGAAAAAGCAAGGCAUCGAGCGCAUCGCCGCCACCGGCUACUGCUUUGGCGGCCUGUACAUCACGCGCCUCGUCCAAAACAACAGCGUCAUCGUCGGGACUAUGGCCCAUCCGUCCCUGCUCGAGGUCCCGAAUGACUUUGAUCUCUUGAAGGCGCAAUCGCAUGUCCCGGUCGAGAUCAACAACGCUCAACUCGACACCGGAUUCUCACCCACCGUCGCUGUCGCUGUCGACGCUCUGAUGGACGACGGCCAGUACCAGCCAGGCUAUGCCCGACAACAGUUCAACGGAGUCGGACACGGCUUUGCGGUGCGCGUGGCCAACCUGUCCGAUCCCGUCCAGGUCGCUGCGAAACAGGGCGCAUUCAACACAUCGCUUGCGUGGAUCCAGGAUCACCUCGAUAGUUAUUAG
Molecule: messenger RNA, 792 nt
Organism: Mycena citricolor
Lineage: Eukaryota; Fungi; Basidiomycota; Agaricomycetes; Agaricales; Mycenaceae
Source: the annotation of a GenBank genome assembly